Lottia gigantea (owl limpet) is the source of this 4157-nucleotide messenger RNA. RefSeq lists its product as hypothetical. NCBI's taxonomy places the organism in Eukaryota, Metazoa, Mollusca, Gastropoda, Lottiidae. The record is from RefSeq and is a predicted model, not a curated record. The coding region runs from base 77 to 580 and encodes 167 amino acids. Gene Ontology annotation, molecular function: ubiquitin conjugating enzyme activity. The transcript is spliced from 6 exons. Gene Ontology annotation, biological process: protein polyubiquitination; proteasome-mediated ubiquitin-dependent protein catabolic process.
GCGCCGUAAUGAAAACAGAAAUUGACUUUUCUUCAUUCUGAAGUUGAGUGAAUUGAAAACAGAUAAUUUCAGGGCCAUGGCCCAAGAUCAGUCGUCUCUGUUACUCAGAAAACAACUCAAAGAAUUAAAUAAACAUCCUGUAGAAGGUUUCUCUGCUGGUCUGAUUGAUGAUGAUGAUUUAUAUAAAUGGGAGGUUGUAAUUUUAGGACCUGGUGACACAAUUUAUGAAGGAGGAGUGUUUAAAGCUGAAUUAACUUUCCCUAAAGAAUAUCCACACAGACCUCCAAAAAUGAAAUUUGUCACAGAAAUGUUUCACCCAAAUAUUGGCCCUGAUGGAAGUGUGUGUAUAUCAAUAUUACAUGAACCAGGAGAUGAUAAAUAUGGUUAUGAGAAAGCUUCCGAGCGUUGGCUACCAGUUCAUACAGUAGAGACGAUAUUACUCAGUGUUAUUUCUAUGUUAGCUGAUCCUAAUGAUGAAUCCCCAGCUAAUGUUGAUGCAGCAAAAUUGAGAAGAGAGGAGCCCGAUGUUUACAAGAGAAAAGUUGGUCGCCUUGUUCGUAAAAGUCAGGAUGAUUUAUGAUGAAAGAGUUGGAUAAUUGUUUUGUGCAAAGUGAGACUAAUAAUUUGAAGAGACAAAACACAGCAGCAGUUUAAUAAUGUUAUUUUUAUAAUGUCAGACAUAUUCAGAGUUUUCAUGCUAUUUCUGGUGUUUGUUGGUGAAUGAUAUUAAUUCAGGUGUCCUUUUAUAAGUCAAUUUAAAGAGAUUGCAAAGAGGUUUUCUAAAAGAUUGUAUGAGUAUGACAUCAAUUUCCAAACAUCAAUUUGCACCAUUCAAAUUUCAGUCAGGUGUCUGUGGUUCCAGUAAUUCCACUGAAACUAAGUGUUUGAUGACAUCACAUCAUGAUUAGUGACGUCACCAAUCAAUCAUUUUUUUGUUAUUACCACAGAUGUCUGAUUGAAAAUUGGAAUUGUACAAAUUGAUGCAUAAGGUUUUAUGCCUUUUUUCAUUGUUUAAUACAAGGGAAAAAAGGUACACCCCCUCAAUGUGGAAUAUAUCCAAGAAUGAAAAUUAAGCAUUAAUCUAGUAAUCUGAUUGGAUAAUAAGAUUUACCUUUCAGAUGACUGGAACUAUGAGCUUAAAGAAACAUAUAGGUAGUAUCUUCAUGUUUUUAGGUUAAAAUUCUGAGUUGAGAAAUAAUGGGUCAAAUAGAUCUGUUGAACAUAAGGGGUUCAUACAUAAAUACAGUACAUGUUUUGGAAAUUGGCUACAGCUGAAAUAUGUGAAAUUAGUUUAGAGUAAUUUCAAUGCUGCCAUUGUUCAUUAGAUUGUUGACUGAAAUCCUAUAUUAUAAUUUAAAGAUCUCUUGUAGUGUUAUUAAUGAUAGGGUAAUUUUACGACAAAUCGUUAGCUUACUUGCGUGAAUUAAAGCAGAGCAUUUAUUAAAGCAUUGGAUUGGAGUAAAUUUUGAGGCAAUAAGCUAGAGCUGGAAUACUAUUCAUUUGACUAUUGUUUGGAGAUUGCAAUUGUUCAUAAAAUUGUGGGCUGAAAUCUUAUACUGAAUAGUUUUGAGAUCUUUUGUUGGCAUUUUGAUUCAUAACUUUUAUUAAGUUAGUAAAUAAGUUUCAUUAAUUAAGCAGGGAAUUUCAACAAUCAUUGGAUUUGUGAAACUCAGACUCAUUCAUUACGAUCCAUAAAUUCACUGGUUGGGGCAUGAAAACUUUGAAUAUCUCAAUACAAUACUGGUUUGUUGUGUAUAAUAAAUCAUUUAUUUACUCAUUGUCCAGUUAUCAUUAUCACCUCAUUGGCACUGGAUAUUCCUACCACAGUAGUCUAGAACAUUCUGACCCACACCAGUAAUAUCUAUCACAGCUUGGUCAGUAAGGUUUGGACUACUGUAGGUGCUUGUGUUUGGAACUACAGGCAUUAUAGAUUAGAAAAAAUUCAGCUAAUAUUUGGUUAUAACACAAAAUUAUAAGCAUACAUUGUCACUAGGAAAAAAGUUUUCAAAUUUAAUUAAGCUUCAAGAGUCAGCAAGUCAUCAAAAUUUGAGAAUACAAACAAAUUUUACUAAACUGCUUAGAAAACAAAUAUUAUUUAAAAUGUAGAUCGGGAUACAGAAAUAGAUUGGAUAUUGAUACAGACAGUCAGAAUUAUCUUACAGAGAAACUGGGUUAUUUUUGUCAAUCUUCUGAAGGGAUUUUAAUGUAUAUCAGCACAAUAUCAAGUGUAAUUUGAGACAAAGUAUUCUAAGUCUACUAACUCAUCGUUCAAGGUUUUACUGUAUCAUUGUGAAUCACAUAAUCUAUUAUGAUACGGCUGAGAUUUUCAAAAAGGUUUCCUCUGUAAAUACUAUUUUAGUUUUACCUAACUCUUAUAAGUCCAAGCUGUUGUUAACUAAACGUGUAAACUUAACAAUCUUUGGAAUUUUGACACCAUGGAAAUCAGUAUUUUUGGUACCUAAUUGUCUGUGAAAUAUCCAUCCCAACAUUUAUUACUUAACAUGUAAAAUUAACCGAAAUCGGUCGAAAUUCUGAAAGAAACAUAAAUUUUGAAGAUUUGAUGAACCUUGAAUAAACAAGUAUUUUGGUUACCAAAUUGUCUGUGAAAUAUCAAUCUAUUUCUGUCUGUGUAUUGAGAUAAAUUGUAUAUAGAAACCUAUAUGAUUGUAAAAAGUUUGUUCUAUUCCUUUAAUCCUUUCUGUUCUCACUAACAUACUAAACCUAUAUAGAAUGGAAAACUAACUGUGUUUCUCUAUGAAUUCAAAAAUCUUAUGUUUUUGGAGCUAGUACACUUUCAACAGUGAUAACAAUUACAAAGGGUUACUUAUAGCUAGCACUUUUCACCAUUAUGAUUCCUCAUUUCUAGAACAACUUGUGGAUUUCACUUUUUAAAAUAACAUUUUGCUAGAAUAUUUUUUGUCAGGUGAAGUUUUUCGUGAGAUUGGAGAUGAAAAAUGGAAUGGUGAAAAUAGAAGCUGUAUGUGUCCAUGAUCACAGUUAUCUGAAGUUUCAUAAAUAUAACUACGAAAUACUUAACAUCAUAGCGGCUCAACACUUAUAAAAACACUAGUUGAGCGAAUAUUUCAUAUUGUGCAACUUCAGAUAACGAGACAACUAGAAUUCAAUCCUUUAACCUUGGUAUUCUUAGAAAAACUGGCAAUCAGUAGAACUGAUGAAUAUGUAUAAAUACAUAACAUAAUAAGAUCAAUAUUAAAUCAUUUGGACUAAAACUGUUUAGAUUUCUCAAACUUUUCUGUAUUAUAUCUUGUAGCAAACUACUUUUUCCACUGAAGGUUGUUAUUUAUGCAAUGAAAAGUGCUAAUUCUGUCAUUUUGUUUUCUUUUAUUGGGAAAUUUGCAAGAACUAUUUUGGGUUGGAGUGUUAUAAGUGGAUUUUAUUUUGCAAAAUAUUUGUAACAUUUUCAGUUGAUCUUGCCAAGUAUUUUGAGUCCUUACCCUCAUAGCAUUUCUCUCUGUUCCAUGUGGAGCCAUUUUCUUAAAAAUCUUGUUAUUAAUUUUUGUCGUGAGAAAUUAGGCAAACAAACUUAAAUAAAAAUUGCAAGAUUGUUUAAUGGGCCGUGUUUCUCAUUCUAUUAAUUUUUGUUGUUAAUGGGGAAUUUUUAAUUGAAAUUCUCCACUUACAAUAAAUGUAUUUUAUUAUUUUUUAAGAAACAGAGGCCUGAAUCUCUGAAUAUGGAAUACAAGUAGAAUUUCAACUCCUGAAGAAAGAAAUGUACCCCCUUGUUAACCCUAAAAUUUUAAACCACAAUCUUCACAAUGGUCAAGUUAUUGCUUCUUCAUUUUAUACCUUGACUACAAUGGUCCACUUUCUUCUUAACAGAAGUUUGUGAAUGCAGCAAUUUGAUUUGAUUGUAUGCCAGUGAAUACAGCCAAUCUAAACCCUUGACAGAAAGACUAAAAAAUAAUUAUGCACGAAAUCGAGGGCUCUGCUUGGCUGUAUUCGCUUACAUACAAUCAAAUGAAAUUGCUGACCAUGAAACAAGAAAAUGGACAUUGCAGUCAUGGUAUAAGAUGAAGUAAUACAUCGACCAUUGUGAAGGUGCGUUCUUCCCUAAAGUUCAAAUCUUUUAUCCUACCUGCUGUGUAACUCUUAUUAUUUAUGUGUGAAUUUUCAUUAAUAAAUGAUAUAUUAUUAUU